This is a messenger RNA of Daucus carota subsp. sativus, 1977 nucleotides long. RefSeq names its product probable LRR receptor-like serine/threonine-protein kinase PAM74. Lineage: Eukaryota; Viridiplantae; Streptophyta; Magnoliopsida; Apiales; Apiaceae. The transcript is spliced from 9 exons. The record is from RefSeq and is a predicted model, not a curated record. Bases 130 to 1671 code for a protein of 513 amino acids.
AUCCAACUUCAUCUACUACUCAUUCUUUGCUUCUUUCUUGACCUUUUCCAAUUCCCCUGCCUUCUUCAAUCUCUCUCUCUAAAAAAUGUCUCUCUCAUUUCAAUCUUACUUGACCUAACACAUCAAAUCAUGCUCCUCUUUCUCUCUCUCCUCCUCUGUCUCUCCUCAUUCCUCCCUCCCUCCCUCUCCCAACCUCCCAAAGGUUUGCUGAUCAACUGUGGUACAAGUGUCCGAUCAAUUAUCGAGGGACGGGAAUGGCAACCAGACACGGACUACAUCUCCACCGGAACAUCGAAAACUGUAACAACUCCAGGCCUGCGGGAAAUCCUAACCACCGUUCGAUCAUUUCCACUUUCAGGUCGAAAAUUCUGUUACACGGUCCCUGUUUACCGUCCUGGAAAGUACUUGAUUCGGACUACUUAUUUUUACGGAGAAGUCAACGGUGAUGAUGUUUUGCCACCUGUGUUUGAUCAGAUUGUUGAUGGGACUUUCUGGAGUGUGGUGAAUACAACGGAUGAUUAUAGGAAAGGAUUGUCUUCGUAUUAUGAAGGUGUUUUUACGCCUACAGGGAAGACGAUGAGUGUUUGUUUGGGAGUUAAUUCAUAUACGGAGUCUGAUCCGUUUAUCUCUGGAUUGGAGUUUGUGAUUUUGGGUGAUUCGUUGUAUAAUUCGACUAAUUUUGGGGCUUAUGGUUUGAGUUUAGUUGCAAGGCACAGCUUUGGAUAUGAUGGAACGAUCAUAAAAUAUCCUGAUGAUCAGUAUGACCGCUUUUGGGAGCCAUUUGGAGAAUAUAAUCCCAUCCUAACAAGAGCUGGAAAUGUCAGUGUUUCUGGUUUCUGGAAUCUUCCACCUUUAAAGAGUUUUGAGACAAAAUUGACAGUUGCAGAACCCAAAGAUCUGACGGUUCAAUGGCCUCCCUCGUCUCUGCCAAACUCGACAUACUACAUUGCUCUAUACUUCGCUGAGGAUAGUGAUUCGUCUUCAGGGGUUUCACGGGUUUUUAACAUAAGCAUAAAUGAUGUAUUGUUUAUGCGUGAAUUAAGUGUGAUUCCAGAUGGUGUUGUGGUAUAUGCAAAGGAGUGGCCUGUUGCUGGCCCUAUGACAAUAAAAUUGACUCCUGCUUCUGGAUCUACACUUGGUCCUUUGAUUAAUGCUGGCGAAAUUUUUGAUUUGGUGCGACUAGGAGGGAAAACUCAUACUAAAGAUGUGAUUGCCUUGGAAAGAUUGAGGAAAAGUUUCCGGAACCCUCCACUUGAUUGGAGUGGUGAUCCUUGUUUACCUCGCCAGUAUUCAUGGACUGGGGUUACAUGCUCUGGAGGAAAUAAAACACGUGUUACUGCUUUAAACCUUACGAGCAUGGCUCUUUCAGGAUCGCUGUCACCUAGUAUUGCCAAUUUGACGGCAUUGACUGACAUCUUACUCGGCAACAACAGCUUGUCGGGAUAUAUUCCUGAUCUUAGUCCAUUGAAGGGACUAGCAAUAGUACAUCUGGAAAAAAAUCUGUUCAGUGGAGCGAUUCCCCCAUCACUAGGAAGCAUGGACACUUUACGUGAACUCUUUUUGCAAGAGAAUAACUUGACUGGUCAAGUUCCGAAUAGCCUUACAGGAAGACCUGAUUUAGAUCUCAGAUUAUCUCCUGGGAAUUCAUUUUCAUCACCACCGCCUUCAUGAGCAAUUCGUGUACAUACAACUAUCUAUUUACAAGUUUACAAGCAAGUGUAGAAUACACAUCUAGAACAAAGUUUGUGAGUUCUCAGCAUUGCUGCUCUGAUAUUUUUUGUGAGGUAAUAAUUUAUAAUUAGCACCUUGGCCAUGUACAAAGUCCUGUAAUCUUCUGAAAUGUCUAGAUUUAUAAACUAAUGCUGUCAAAUUAAAUUAGUGCGACACUGUUCUAUGAAGUAAAAGCCUUCAUGUCAAAAUUAUACAACAGUGGGUUGCUUGGUUCAAUUAUUAUAUAGCAAUUUCAGUGUUCCUUUA